AUUCCUGACUGGAUGGCUGAGAUAAGAUUGUAUUACUGAGUAUGUGAUUAAAAAGCUCAGAUAGUUUCAGCAUUACUAGGUUAGAAUGGCAAGUUGUGGCACAUCCCCUAGGUUGCAAAAAUGACAGUGGGAUUGCUAGAUUUGACAAUUUUGUUCAGUUUCAUUAUUUUAUUUAUUUUAUAAAAUUUAUACAUGGCUUGAUUGGAAAAAUACCUCAAAGUAGGCUUUGAAUUUUUCUUAUAUUCUGAACUAUGUGGAAUCUUCACAAGCAUUCUUGCUCAUUUUUUAAUUAGCAACAUGUACUUUAUGUUAUUGUAUAAUCUUCAGAGGAUGAAUUUUAGUACUCAGCAUAUAUGCUAUAUAAUGUGACCAUGGUUAAUUUCAUUUUGGAUUAAUUGUUGGUACUGUUUGAAUAGCCACCAAACUCCUAUAAUGAUGAAUUUAAAAAUGCAGUUAUCAGCCAGUGAUGGAGGUGCUUUCCUCCUAUUUAGCUGUUAAUCAGGAAAACGACUGAGUGUUUUCCAAGUGCCUGUAGACUUCAAGUUCAAAUCAAAUUGUCAUAUUUUCCUACUAAUAUUUAUAUUUUAUGCACAUUAUUAUUUUACAAAAUAUUAAAAUAAGCAGAAACUUUUGGAGUAUACUGUGAAUAUACAAGAAUAAAGCUUUAUUAAUUUUGAGGAAAGCAAGACCACAUCUCUGCUGUUAUAAAAAUCAUUGGAUUCCAGCAACAUGUGAAGAAAUUUUGUAUUUGGUCAGGGCUUUUUAACAACACUGUGCAAGCUCGGAAUUAAGAGAGACGUGUAACAGAAUGAGAUAAUAUUGUUAAUGGAAUAAUGAAAUGUGCAGAUAAAUAUCUGGGUUUAUGCAAAGUAAAUGGAGAUUAGAUAUGGCUUUAAAGCACACACUUCAGCCAGGUGUGUUUAUGAUAAGGAAAGUGAACAAUGAUGUGACCUAAGGAAAUUGCUGGUUUUGCUCAUGAAAAUUAGCAGAGGUUUGGAAGCUAUGAAAGAACUCAGCGAUUAGGUUAUUUCAACAGCAAGUGAAAAUCCACUGCAGGAAAUUACUGGUUGAAAAGAAUCAUGUAAUUUGGUUGGACAUUUUAGCUGUUAGGCCAGAGGACUGUUUCAUAUAUGCCUGUUGUCAUUAGCCCAUCUAACAGGCCUAUCCACCCAAUCAUCUGCUUCCCAUGCUGUGCCACACAACUCCUGACUUAAAAAGCAGACUGCAUUGUGGAUAGUGUGUGAGAAGAACUCUGCUGUCAGGUCAUCACAGUCAAAUUCUUUGGGCCACCAUUUGCUAGUGGCUGGGUAUAGGUAGAUGCAUAAUGCCAAAUUUAGAUGAGGCUCAUUUUUUCUGUAGCCGCUGUUUGAGAACUUCAGUGCUCUAGUCAGGUGAUAUGCAUGUACCAACCUUUCCACAUGGCAUCCUGUUUCUAUCUGUUUCCUUCCUGCCUCAGUGUCUCAGCAGUUUUUUACCAGAACAUAUUAGAACUGGGUUUCCUGUUGCUUGUUUUCUUCCCUUCCUGUAUCUGCUGGCUUUCUUCAGUUAACUGACUGACCCACUGGGUCCAUUCCUGGCUUAAUAUUCUUUGUUAUGAUCCUGUCCCAACCUUCUAUUUUAAUACUGCCCUUCCACUCCUGUUCCUAAUGCAAACUGGUUUGGCAAAUCUUAUAUAAAGACUGAAGAAUUGUCCUCUGGGACACUGACACCAGGAAAAGUGAAGAGAUCUUCUGGAUAAACAGAACUGUCUGCUUCCCUGAAUCAUGGCUGCUGAUUUUGGUGUUUAUCUUAGGAACUUCUGGGAAGUUAUUUUUUUGAAGUAAUGCCCACAGAAAGUGGAAGUUGUGCCACUGCUCGCCAAGCCAAGCAGAAACGCAAAUCUCACAGUCUUUCUAUACGAAGAACAAACAGUUCUGAACAGGAGCGGUCAGGAUUGCAGAGAGAGAUGUUGGAAGGCCAGGAUUCUAAACUACCAUCAUCUGUAAGAAAUACACUCCUGGAACUUUUUGGCCAAAUAGAAAGAGAGUUUGAAAACCUCUACAUUGAAAAUCUCGAAUUACGUAGAGAGAUUGAUACACUUAAUGAACGCUUAGCAGCUGAAGGCCAAACCAUUGAUGGAGCUGAACUGAGCAAGGGACAGCUGAAAACAAAAGCCAGUCAUAGUACCAGUCAGUUGUCUCAGAAAUUAAAGACUACUUACAAGGCAUCUACUAGCAAGCGCUCAAAUUCUUUCCCAGGCAAAUCAGGUGGACCUCGCAACUUCAACGUGGGAAGCUGGGAAAUAUGGGGUGGAGACUCCUGGAUUGUAUCUAGUUUCAAAACUACAACGUCUAGAGCCAUUUGCCAGCUGGUGAAAGAGUAUAUUGGUCAUCGGGAUGGGAUUUGGGAUGUCAGUGUCACGAAAACUCAGCCAUUGGUCCUGGGGACAGCAUCUGCUGAUCACACUGCUUUGCUUUGGAGCAUAGAAACAGGGAAGUGCCUUGUGAAAUACGGUGGGCAUGCUGGAUCAGUAAAUUCCAUAAAGUUUCAUCCAACGGAACAAGUGGCUCUUACAGCUUCAGGAGAUCAGACAGCUCAUAUCUGGAGGUACAUGGUGCAGUUGCCCACACCUCAGCCUACCGCAGACUGUAAUCAAAUGUCUGGAGAAGAUGAAGUUGAGUUCUCUGAUAAAGAUGAACCUGAAGGAGAUGGAGAUGGUUCUAGUGAUUGUCCCACCAUCCGAGCUCCUUUAACUUUCCUAAAAAGCCACCAAGGUGUAGUCAUAGCAGCUGAUUGGCUAGUUGGAGGGAAGCAAGCUGUGACAGCUUCAUGGGAUAGAACAGCAAACCUGUAUGAUGUGGAGACAUCUGAACUGGUGCACUCUCUGACAGGACACGACCAAGAACUUACACAUUGUUGCACGCAUCCCACCCAACGUCUUGUGGUGACCUCCUCACGAGACACGACUUUCCGCCUGUGGGAUUUCAGAGACCCUUCUAUCCAUUCUGUGAAUGUCUUUCAGGGCCAUACAGACACUGUGACUUCAGCUGUCUUCACUGUGGGAGACAAUGUUGUUUCGGGUAGUGAUGACCGUACUGUGAAAGUCUGGGACUUGAAAAAUAUGAGGUCGCCUAUUGCCACUAUUCGCACAGAUUCUGCAGUAAACAGGAUUAAUGUUUGUGUCGGCCAAAGAAUCAUUGCCCUUCCACAUGACAACCGGCAGGUUAGAUUAUUUGACAUGUCUGGAGUGCGAUUAGCACGGCUCCCUCGCAGCAACAGACAGGGGCAUAGAAGAAUGGUUUGCUGUUCAGCAUGGAGCGAAGACCACCCGAUCUGCAAUCUGUUCACUUGUGGAUUUGAUCGGCAGGCUAUUGGGUGGAACAUCAAUAUUCCUGCCUUGCUUCAGGAAAAAUGAGAUGCUGAAAGAAUUCUUUCCCAGACCCCUCAGUUUUGUUGCCAUAGACUUUUUUUGUGCAGACUUUCCUGUAAGCUGGUCUGCUGUUAACAUAAAAGGUGCACCUUGAAAGGGAGUGUGUUGCAAAUGUUGUUACCACAUUGUGCACAGUUUGCAUGAAAUGUACAGAAAAAAUAUGUGACCUUUUCAAAGAAGCUAGAUUCUUGCAUAUGGACUUUUAUAACUUGGCAUCCACUGGUGAGUAGAAGGAUAUAUGGCUUUCCUAUGGAGCAUAUAAGUGUUCAUAAGUUAUUCAGCCUAGAUGAACAGUAGGGCAUUAUGUUUGACUUAAAUGUGAAUUCUGUGUACUUAUUGUGAAGAAUAUAUAGUCUGCCUUUCCCUCAUCAUUUUACAUAUCUGCCUUGUGAUUAAGGAGCGUAUAGGGCUAAACUUAAGAUGAAGGGUGAAUUUCAGAAGUAUGGUGGAGAUUUCCCCUCCCAUCUAUAUUUGAGCACUCCUGCUGAUUUGAGCACUCCAAUGUAGUAUUUGAGUCUGAUUUGAGCACUCCAAUGUAUUUAUUUAUUGGAGUAUUUAUUUCAAUUCCCAAUUUAAGGGAAAAAUACAGUUUUUUUAAAGCAUUGGGCAUAGAAUGUUGGUUUGCCAUGUUGAGUAUAUUCCUAUACAUUUCAAGAACUAACUGGUUCACCCUUACCCUGUUGGCUGGAGCCACCAUUCUGUGUUUUGGUAUUUUACAUAACUGCAAACUACAAAAUAUUAUAAUCACGGCAAUCUGAGCAAGUUUUUAAGCACUUUAGUUUAUAGCAGCUGUUAUAAACCACAAGCGGCAGAUGAAAUUUCCUAGAGAAUGUGAGGCCUAUAUCUAAGAAGGAUUUACAUUGCUACAUUUUGUGAAGUUUUUUUAUUAUAAAAAAAGAAUAAAUCUUGAGGGUUUUUUUGGUGUGUUUUUUUAAAGAAUGCACCUGUGUUUAACAUAUUUCAAAAUGGGACCUCUCCCAUCAACGUUCUGUUUUUGGGCCAACAACACUAUGCCAGAGAUCCAAAAGAUCAGACUAGUUAUACAUGCCAAUAAAUGUGGCAAGCCACUAUUGAAAUUAAGUGGCCUGUCAGAAGCAGAUUGUAAUAUGGCAUGGUGCUUGGGAGCGGGUCUGCUGUUCAAGGACAAAAGUAAGGAAGGUCGUUGGACAUGCCCCAACCCUUGGUCAUGCUAACAUUGUUCUUUGGAUCCUGGCCAUUGCAACUAAGUGUGCUACCUCAAAAAUGAAUGUGGGGCUACUAUGAAUCUUGCUGUUUGCCCUUGAUAACACACUUUGGGUCUCAUUCCAAUGUGCUGUCAUAAAGAGUAGAAGACAAUCAUACCAAAUUCAAGGUUGUACUUUGUCAAGACGUAACUUGCUAACUUGGAAGGAAGGUCCUUGUGUUGUUUCACACCAUUCGACAGGUGGUCCUUAGAUGGGUUUUGCUCUUCCUAAGUCGUGUUGUCAGCUUGAUAUCUGCAAUUAAUAUUCCCAAGCACCUCUGAUAGCCAACUGUCUUGAAGAAGGUUAAUGAGACCGUACGUUAGGAUUCCUUCAUAGAUGUUGUAUUUGCAGCUGAGGGCAGGCAGGGCUUCUCUAAACUGUCUGUCCACAUCUCAGGGUUGGAGCCAAAAUAAUCAAAGUGGUAAUGUAGGUUGCUUAUAAAAGGUUUAAAAUUAAUUCCCCUACAUUACUUUGAGUUACACUUCCUUGAUCAGUUCUCCUCUUCCUCCUCCAGUUAUUGUGUUCCAUAGCACUGUCCAAUAGGAAUUUAUCUGGCUGACUCUAGGGGAGAGAGUGGAGGCACCAUUUAUGAGAGUGCUGAAAUCAUAGCAAGUUGAGACAUAACGUUAUAGCAUGUCAUAUAGGAGUUAAAGUAGUUUAUGGAGAAAAGAAUUAAUGCAAGAAACAUAAUAAGUGAAUAGCUUGAUUUGUUUGGGGCAAAAGGAUCUGUGAUGUAGCACUAAAGCCUGGAACGAGUAAAUGACUGAGGCUUGUGAUUAUAUUAUCAAAUGUAUAAUAAGUAAAUAAUGACUUGGAAUUUGAUUUAAAAUCCAUAGGAGAUACCGCUUUUUGCUUCCCUAAUCUGGGUCAUCCUCUACCCAUACUCGAUGGCAAAACUCAAAUGAGUUGUGGAUGGCUUUAUUGCAUGUUUUAUUAUAUCGUUUUGCAGCAUGUGCUUCUAUUUGGGUCUUGUCACAGAGUGACUGGAUGGGGAAGCAGUGUAGAGAGAAGCAAUCUUGCCACAUCACUCCUUUAUUUAUCUUUGUUAAAAGACAAUGUUUUGCCUACAUGCUCCCUAGCUAAUGGGUGUUGCAGGCAUUUCAGUUGAAUGCAACAAACUCCUUUAGAAUGUCUAAACCUGCCUUAGGGUAGAGCUUGGGUUCUCAGUGGUCUCAUUGACUUGGGAAUCACCCAUUGAGUGGCUUGGGCUCAUAGCUGUCCACCUUCAGUGAGAGAUGAUGGCUGCCAGUUGCAUGGACAGUUCAUAUGAAUGGAGUCUUUACAUUUUUAAAAUACAUAUGAAAUAACAACAGUGGAGCGUGAAAUUGAUGCCCACUGUCACUGAGCUUUAUAUAUCACCAAAGGACCACCCUCCUGUAGCAGAGGUACAUGCUUGUUCCCACUCAGCCACAGGUCUUGGCUUCAUUGAAAGGAGCAAGUUAGUUAAGUGUUGUGUUGAGGCAACAGGUGCCUGUCCCAACAGUAGAUGAAUGGUAGCAGUGAAAACAAUUAUACAUUUCACAUUUUCUGGUCUUCACAUGAUAAUGAACAGGUGUUCUAAUAACUGCUGUGAGUAUUGAUUUAAUUAUGUCUUGCAUUUCACAUAGAAGGAAAGUGACUGUUACAUAUUUUCAGUAUUGAAACUUAGUUUUGCAUAAGAUCGCUGUAUCACUGGGCAAAUCACAAAGACCUGUGUCUGUCUGUCUUUCUCUGUGUAUAUGUGGUCUUCAAACAGUGCACAUCAUUUUUUUAAAAAUGAAAACAUCUGUACCUAUUUCAGAAAUCGGAAGAAUCUUAUUUUGAUGCCUAAGUCUUUGAAAACCAACUUCCGCAGAGGAAGAAAAUCCUGUACUCGUAUGUCAGUGUAGAACCACUUGUUUUUUUGUUUACUGAUAUUCUGGUGAUUUGAUUGUGUUUUUUUAGAUGUUCAAUGUGUGUCUUUGUUGCAAUUUGAAAAUGCCAUUAAAUCAUUCAGCAUUGUU
Molecule: messenger RNA, 6614 nt
Organism: Podarcis raffonei (Aeolian wall lizard)
Lineage: Eukaryota; Metazoa; Chordata; Lepidosauria; Squamata; Lacertidae
Gene: WDR37
Product: WD repeat domain 37
Exons: 16
Coding region: 1823-3394 (523 amino acids)
Cellular component (GO): preribosome, large subunit precursor
Molecular function (GO): protein binding
Source: RefSeq, a predicted model, not a curated record